Clavispora lusitaniae ATCC 42720 is the source of this 1884-nucleotide messenger RNA. RefSeq names its product putative carboxylic ester hydrolase (gene SPO1). NCBI's taxonomy places the organism in Eukaryota, Fungi, Ascomycota, Pichiomycetes, Serinales, Metschnikowiaceae. Gene Ontology annotation, cellular component: extracellular region; intracellular membrane-bounded organelle; cytosol. Gene Ontology annotation, biological process: glycerophospholipid catabolic process. Gene Ontology annotation, molecular function: A2-type glycerophospholipase activity. The record is from RefSeq and is a predicted model, not a curated record.
AUGUCUCUUCGAAUUUGUCUUUACUCUUUUCUAACACUUAAGCGACUAGGGCCACAAGAACUUAAUUAUGUAACCCACCGAAGACUGCGAAUAAAGCCACAUUUAGAUCAGUUCCUCUACUCUAAACGAAUUCCUCUCGUUCAGUCCUCAACAAUCGCCGUCGCCAUUUCUGGCGGCGGAUUUCGAGCAAUGUUAAUUGGAGCUGGAUUCUUGACGGCCCUUGAUAGUAGAACACCGGGGAACAGCCAUUUGGGAGGGAUCCUCCAGAGCUCAACGUAUAUUGCUGGAAUUUCCGGAGGGCUGUGGAUCCUAGUUAACAAUCUAUUGAAUGAUGACGAGCCCAUGGUUGAUAAUAUAUCUAAAUUGGCCUCAAGACUCGAGACUCCCGUUUUGGUGGGCAUGGGAAACGUUGAUGUCGACAAAAUCCGUAAGAAGAUAGAUCUGAAGAAUCUGCAACAAACUGAUUUGCCCCAAUCAUCAUUUAAGAGCUCUAUCGUACCUUCUAUACUAUCUGCAUUUUUUUCUGCUAAUGGUUCGUCCAAACCACAAUCUUAUCGCCCCUCCUUUAGACAGACGCUCGAUUUCUACAGAGAUUUGAACAGCGAGGUUCGUGCUAAACGUUUGACAGGGUAUCCGACUUCUUUAACAGAUUAUUGGGGGCGAGCUUUAGCCCGAAAAGUCUUUCCUUCCUCACAGAAGCACACAUAUGCCACUUUUUCUUCGAUUCGCCAAUUUGCUUCUUUUCAGAACUUUUCCCAACCGUUUCCGAUUGUUAGUUCUGUCGAAAAAGCUCCAGGUGUAGAAGAAGACAGUGUCUAUUCUCAUGUGUAUGAAUUCAACCCAUACGAGUUUGGCUCAUGGGAUUCAUACUUGAAUUUAUUUGCUGACACGAUGUACUUGGGAACCCCACUUUUCAAUGGAACCACAUUACUUAGAGCAGCUACAGAUAACGCAACUAUUUGUGUCAUGGGAUAUGAUAAUCUUGGAUUCAUCACAGGCACAUCUUCAAGCAUAUUCAACACCUUGUUCGAAUACGUGUUUAACAUGAUUCUAAAAAUGGAACUGGAGUCAUCUAUGCUCUUAUCAAGAGUAUUGAAGAUGUUUGGAAUAACAAAUGCUCUCAAGUCUCGUGUCCGCCCAGAAUAUGCUGUCUACUCCCCAAAUCCAUUUUACCGCAUGAGAAACACCAAGACGGGCCGUUCCGUGGCCCGAAACAAAAAAUUGUACCUAGCGGACGGGGGAGAUGAUGGCCAAAAUAUACCAUUAAACCCAUUCUUGGUUCGAGACCGUCAAGUAGACAUCGUUUUCGCAGUCGAUAUAGGAUCUGAGAGAGAUAAUUUUCCCAAUGGCACAUCGUUGCAAAGAACAGCACAAAGAUACCACACGGCUACAUCUACUCGAGAAACUCCCGUAUUUUUAAAGGAUUCGACUACCAGAAGCAUUUUCCCCCACGUGCCUAGUCUUGACGAGUACAUGGAAAACAACUAUGGUCGAGCUCCACUCUUUUUAGGGUGCGACAUUAAAACCGACUUUCCAGUCUUGAACGUUAAUUUAACGAACAAUAUGUCUUCCAACGAUCCCUCUUUCCAAGUUUGGACAAACUAUACACCACCGCUUAUUAUCUAUACUGCCAACUACAAUUAUUCUUUUCUUCUGAACACCUCCACAUUUCGCACAGACUACAAUCCUCAAGAAGUAUACCAGAUGGUGAAGAACGGGUAUAAUGUUGCCACAGCAGGAAAUGACUCAAAUUACUCUGCAUGCGUUGGUUGUGCCAUUUUGAAGAGAAACUUGGACAAAGCACAAAGUACGGAAUCCCUCCCGAUCUUCUGUCAAUCCUGCCUCUCAAAAUAUUGCUACAAGCGAACUGCAGGUUCCCCAUAA